Patella vulgata (common limpet) is the source of this 3042-nucleotide messenger RNA. RefSeq names its product toll-like receptor 7. Gene Ontology annotation, molecular function: protein binding; transmembrane signaling receptor activity. Gene Ontology annotation, biological process: toll-like receptor signaling pathway; immune response. The record is from RefSeq and is a predicted model, not a curated record. Gene Ontology annotation, cellular component: membrane. The transcript is spliced from 2 exons. Lineage: Eukaryota; Metazoa; Mollusca; Gastropoda; Patellidae. The coding region runs from base 216 to 2546 and encodes 776 amino acids.
CAGCUGUAUUUUUGUGACUUGUAGAAAGAGACUAUGCCAAUAAGUCGACAUCUCGACGUUAGGAUAAAAAUAACACGAUGAUACGACAGAGUUAAGUGUCGUAUGAUUGCGCCAAUACUGUCGUGAUGUCGUGUUGUCGCGUUAUGAAAAGGGCGAGAUUUAACAUGGCCACUAUCAGCCACCAUAACAAUGUAUAAUUUUAUUCAUCGAUCUAAAUGAAGGACGUCAUACAGGACAUAUUUACUCAUUGUGAAAAGUUUUAUAUUAGAUUCAAGGCAGUUCAACCAAAACACCCUUGCAAAAUAUGUUGCCUUAUACACGGGAGUGAUAAAGAUUUCCUUACUUGGAUACUUAUGGAAACUUUAAAGUGGACGUUUCUAUUACUGGUCGUAUAUCCUGUUGAAACCAUCACAUUAAACUAUGGUAAGGAAAGGGAUAUUAACUUGAAGGAGACGUCAGAAAAUGGAUUGGGGGAUUUUAUUGUAUCCCAAAAGAAACAGAAUUGGACUAGAUGUGGAGACAAUAUGUGCCAGUGUAAAGGAUACCAAGCACGCUGUGUAAAUCAUGGUCACCAACUGAAUUAUAUUCCCAGAUUUGAGAAAAACAUAACAAAGCUUAAUUUUACUAGUAAUUAUCUACCAUUUAUAGAUAAUGAAACUUUUACUAACGUUACCGAGUUUCAACUGAUAUUUUUGGUUUUAAGAAAUACAUCAAUAAAAAACUGCACACGAAAUGCAUUUAAUGGUCUGAAAUCUUUACGAUCUUUAUUUAUAAGAAAUAAUACCAUUUCAAGUAUGGAACUAAUGGAUUGUUUGUCUGGCAUAACAAAAGAUUUAAAUCAUCUUGAUUUAGAAUUUAUAUACUUAGAUAAACCUUGGGAUCUAGAUUUAGACAAGAUUAUGACACAUUCAAAGAUCUCCAAUUUACACUUACGGAGUAUUGAAAUACCACAUUAUAAUCAGAGUAAAUUGUCAACUUUAAAACAUCUGGAGAUCAUCCAAAUUUACAAAUCCUCUAUGAAUACGGUUACUUUUGAUUAUUCGUCAACAUUAAAGAAGUUAGAAUUUGCUCAUAACCAAUUUUUCGAAUUCCCAAAAUUUUGUGUAAAUGACUAUGCGUAUUUUCCACAUCUUACUUAUUUGAAUUUAGGCCAUAACAACAUACAAUCUAUAAAGCCAGAACUACUCACUUGUUUGAAAUUCCUCAAACAGUUUGAGAUUGAUAAUAACCGCAUUCAUUUGAUAGAGAGUAACACGUUUUUAAACUUACCAAAGCUUUUACUUGUAUCAAUUUCAUACAAUGGACCAGAUAUGGUUUUACAAGAAUUUGCUUUUAAUAGUUCAUCCCUGAAAGAACUCUAUCUAAAUGACAACGACAUGUAUUUUGUUGAUGGACAAAAGCACGUCAGUAAGGAUGCUUUUAAAUAUUGCACUCAAUUGGAAGUUUUAAGAGUAUCAUCGAAUCACUUCGAGUUUACUACAAGUCAAAUGUUCGAAGAAACAUUCAGUACUCUGGUUAAUUUAAGAAUAUUGUCACUAGCCCACGGCGGAGUUCAGUUUCUUCCAAGUUUUAUUCCAAAAUAUCUGGGCAAAUUGAAGACCUUGUGGCUUAGCCAUAAUAACAUUAUAUAUAUACCGGAAGGUUAUUUCAUUAGUCUCCAUUCCUUACAGAAUGUACAAUUAAAUUCAAAUAAAAUAACCACAGUUAAACCAAAUACAUUUUCACUUCAAUUUCUUAAAAAAGUUAAAAGCAUUGAUCUGUCUAACAAUACGUUUUCUUGCACCUGUGAAUUACUUUGGUUCAUCAAUUUUCUAAAAACAAGCCCCAUCAGAAAACGUUUUAUUCAUUUUCCAAAAGAAUACAUCUGUGGUUCUCCCACAGUUUACAGUGGGAAGCAACUCUUACAAGUCAGACUUUCUGAACGUACAUGCGCAAUAACGUAUCAGACCCGUUUAAUUAUUAUAUCUGUAUCGGCAGGAAUUCUUCUCUUAGUAUUAACUAUUUCUGUUGUUUACCGUUAUCGAUGGUAUUUACGAUAUAUAUUAUACAUGGCACGAUUUCAACACGUUCGCUACCAAAGACUUUUAAAUGGUGGCGAGAAUUAUAAUCAUGAUGUAUAUCUUAGUUCUUGUGAUGCAGAUUUUGAUGACGUAAUAUAUGAUUACCUUGUACCUAGAUUAGAGGUGGAUAUGGGUCUGCGACUUUAUAUCCCCCAAAGAGAUGGACAGGGAAAUAAAAUUGAUCAAAUAAUAUCCAAUAUGGAUGCCAGUCGUAAAAUCAUAUUAUUUAUUUCUGAUAAAUAUGUUGAAGACGGUUAUUGUGAAUUUGAAGCUAGUUAUGCCUAUAAUAAGUAUAUUAAUGAAAAGCGUGAUUUAAUGAUUGUAGUAGUAUUUAAGGAGCUUGGUGCCUUGAAUGUAACAAAAACCAUACAUAAAAUACUGGCUGUUGAUAAUUAUAUUAAAUGGGGCUGGGAUGAAGAAAGUGUGGAAUUAUUCUGGUUAAAGAUAACGACUGCUAUUAAUAAUAUGGAUGAUCUAAUACCUUAAAAGAAUAUGUUUAGAUUAAAAUUUAACUUAGUAUGUAAAGUCUUUGUCUUUGAGUGUCCUUUACAGUAUAACAUUUAAUAUUUUUAAAUAUGAUGAUUUACUAUAGCUAUGUUAUUCUAUUUUUUUUAUUUAUUUUUUUUUUUUUUUGAUAUUCACUGUGUAUAUAGUUUCCCGAGGUAUUGUAAUUCAUUUAAUUAUGACACGUUUAAGAUUGUCGCUUUCCUUGAUUGCCAUUUACUAUAUUUUAUAACAUUAUCUUAAUAGACUAUCGUUAGCUGUAUAAAUUUUGCUUAUUCGCAAAACACUGAAUGAAUUAAAUGGGGGAUUAACAUCCUAUUGUUCUACACCAACCAGGCAGUUGAAGACGGGCAUACGCCAUGCAGUAUGCUCCGGGAAAAAUUCUGCUUCGACUGUAAUUACAUUAAAAUUGCCAAAUUUUAAUUAUGUGCACCCAACGUGUUCAUGGGACCGAAUAUCAUUACUAGAUAUAUUAUGA